This is a messenger RNA of Prunus armeniaca (apricot), 948 nucleotides long. The record is from the annotation of a GenBank genome assembly. NCBI's taxonomy places the organism in Eukaryota, Viridiplantae, Streptophyta, Magnoliopsida, Rosales, Rosaceae.
AUGGAGGAUAUUUUGGACCAACGCAUUCCCCCCCCUACACAUCAAGAAGCAGGGGAAGUGGUCUCUCUAGUGCAGAUAGCUUUUGCAUGCUUGAAUCCCAGUCCUCCAUCUCGUCCAACAAUGAAACAAGUUUCUCAACACCUCUCAACUCAGAGGCUGCAUUUGUCCAAGUCAGUGCAUAUGAUAACAUGUGGUGAAUUGCUUGCUCUCGACGGUUUUACAACCCGAGGAAAUAAGCAACAUGAGAGUUUGGAGAUGCUCAACCUUUCCCACAAUAAUCUUUCUGGCUUUAUUCCAACGAGUUUUGAAGACAUGAAUGGGUUGUCGUAUGUUUACAAUACUACGAUGACUUUGAGGGUCCCCUGCCCAACAGCAGUGCAUUUCGGAAUGCUCUUCCAGAAGCAUUGCAGGGGAACAAGUACUGUGCGGCAACAUUGGAGCUCUACAAUCCUUGAAGAAAUUUCUUUUUCAAUUCUAGAUUUUGAUGGGAAAACAAUGUAUGAGGAAAUCAUAAGGGCGACAGAAGAUUUUGAUUCCAUAUAUUGCAUUGGGACGGGAGGAAAUGGAAGUGUUUACAGUUACAGAGCAAAUUUUUCAUUUGCAACAUGCUUUAUGGGUUUCUAUUCACAUCACCGACACUUGUUUUUGGUGUAUGAGUUUCUCGAAAGAGGUAGCUUGGCCACAACGCUGAGCAAUGAUCAUGAAGCUAAAGACUGGGGUGGAGUAAAGGGUCUGCAGUGUCGACCAACGAUGAAGAAUUUUCUCAGCUCCUCUCAUAAACUCAAGGCUGCAUUUGUCAAAGCCAUUGCAUAUGACAACAUUUGUGUCAUCAUGCAUUUUGGUAUCAGAGAAUUCAUAGGAUUAGGUCCCAACAUCACACUUGAGCAACAGAUCUAUGCUCUGAAUGGUACUAAACCAUUCAGGGAAUUAGAUUUGAACUCCUAUUGA